Molecule: messenger RNA, 1415 nt
Organism: Caenorhabditis elegans
Lineage: Eukaryota; Metazoa; Nematoda; Chromadorea; Rhabditida; Rhabditidae
Gene: K03B8.6
Exons: 4
Coding region: 2-997 (331 amino acids)
Source: RefSeq, marked reviewed
AAUGAGGAAGCCACUGGUGGUAUUGCUGUUGAUACUGGUGACAACGGUGGAGAGUCGAUUCGUGGACAAAAUGGUCAAUUCAGAAAUUGGAGACACCUAUUACAAACACGAAUCGGAUCCAAUAAUGAUCGACGACAAAGAUGACGCACCUCAAUACGAAGUAAAUUCGGAAGAAGUUCCAACUUUGCCACGUAUGAAUAGUCAGACCAAAUGGGAAAUGAUUCGUGCCAGUGGACAAGAUCCAACAGUCCGUCGUAGAAAAAACAAGCAGCAUCGUCAGCAGAAAGUCGUCCUUGGACGUGAACGUCGUGACUUGAUCCUUGCUCCAUGGAGAAUCACUCAUGUUGUUCCGAAAAAGAAAGAAGCUGAAGUUCCAAAGAAAGCAAUGGCUCUGUCAUUUGAUGUCUGUCCUGAAAAAUUCGAUGCAAUUACAAAGGGAAUCAAUGGAAGAACCUAUGUUUUUGCUCGCGAAAGGGUUUAUCAAAUUUGGUUUGAAGACGGACUUCCACAAAAAGCGUCUUACUUGAUCAGUGAAUUCUUUGCUGGAGGACCGAGAACUGUGACCGCCGCAUUGACAAAUUCUCGAUCUGGAGUCACAAUUCUCUUUGAUGGACGAACUGCAUACAGAUUCCGUUGGAACAGAAAACAUCGUAGAUUCCAGCUGGCGAAAAAUACCCCACAAGAUCUUCCCCGAAACAUCACAAUCCAUCCAUUGUCAGCAUUUGAAUGGGCCGAUGGAAAUCAAGUUGUUCUCAGUGGUGAACACUUCAUCAUCUACGACGCAUACUGGAACUUAGCCACAUUCACAGGCCACACACGCAAGUAUUUCCCAAAUCUGCCAAGGGAUCUACUGGGAAUCGUGUACAACGGAGCUGGAGAAACACUUUUGAUGUACACCAAGACAAACAAGUUAAAGGUUUACAACACGAAGAAGUUCAAAGUAGUACAAGAAUAUCCGCUGAAACUGUCUGAAUUUGUCGGAUGUCAAACUAGAUGAUCUGCUCAAUCUGUCUUCAUGCCUUUCUAUCAAAUCUCUCCCAUUUCCGAUGAUCUGAUCCUUUCAUUCGUUUCCUUCUCAAUCUUAAGAUCGAUCGAUUUUGCUUUUUUGCUUUAUUUGUUUUUUUUUCUAAUUUUGUUUCUUUGCUUACUCACUUUUUAUGCCCAAUUCAGUUCUGAGCCGGUGUCUUCGAAUCAGAAUUUCAACUUCCUGUUUCUAACCCAAUUAAAUCCUAACUCACAUUUUAAGUUUUCUACUUAUUCCCAACACCCACAGUCUUAAGUUAUUUUCCCUUCCUUCACCGCCUUUUCUUAAAAACGUUUUACGUGUAUUUUUGUUUUAUCUUUUCAUGACUUUUUAUAUUUCAAGUUGUCAUUUUCUUCAUUUUGCAACAAAAAAUAAAUCAAAUCUUCGCAAU